UAUUACACAAAUUUUUAUCUAUGGUAACGCGUUUUCGAACAGAAUUUCGAGAUUCGAAUAUUGAUCAGCCGGCAAUUGUAAAAUUGAAAAAUUGUUUGGGUUUGGAGGAAUAUUUACUUUUAUUACUUAUUUCUAAUUUGCAUUUGCAAGUUGGAGAAAAUGGAGUUGAAAAUAAAAAUCAUUUGCUUCAUCGCUUUGCUUGUUUCACCUAUUGGCGCUGUAAAAGAAUUUAGUGAAUUUCAUGAGGAACUGUACAUACGUCCAACGUCAAGUGGACAUGUAAACACCUUUUUCCAGUUUACGACCCGUUGGCACUAUGGAGACAGAGAAAAUUUACACAAUACUCAACUCAUUCCCCGACCUAUUGCCGAAACAUUGCUUUUAUAUGACGUUAAGGAAUUACAUAUUGGCUUGACCCAAGGUCUUUGGCGGUAUGAAACCUUUGGUUAUCCUGUAGUGGAUUCUGCACCUGGCGCAGAGGUAAGGGCAUGGUUUGCAGCAGAAAACUUAACCUCCGCUGACGUUGACGAUCAAUGGACAAAGCUAGCCAGUACAUUUUCUGGUAUUUUGUGCGCCUCUCUUAAUUUCAUUGAUAAAACAAAUAGUGUGGAGCCGAAAUAUAGUUUUCGACCAACAUUUGCAACUGGUAGUAAAGUGAAUGUGCCACAAUUUGUACGAUAUGCCACAUUACCACGAGAAAUCGUGUGUACUGAAAAUUUAACACCUUGGAAAAAAUUAUUACCAUGUAAUAGUAAGCAAAGUUUCGCUUCUUUAUUAAACUCUGGUUAUGUACACAAUACAAACUACCAUUCUUUGGGUAUGAAAAUGCGUACAAUUUGUGAGUCACACAAUACCAAUUGCAUAUUGGAGUUCACCGAAACCGCCAAUAUGGUUUAUGAUCCAAAGUUACUGGGUGCUAAUGGCGAUUUUUCACUGCGACGUCUAUUUGGUCAAGGUUUAAAUGGACAUUGCGCAUUGGCAAAAAGCAGUAAAAUCUAUGUUAACUUAGAUGAUCAAUCUUAUGAUUUAACUCCAUUGCCAAUGUAUAACACAACAUCGAAGCGUGGCGGCAGUACAUCAACUUUCGGAGUAUAUGAUAUUCAGCGACUAGAUGGUGAUAAACUAUUCAAUAUAGCUUGGAUUAAAAGUAAAAACAACAAACCAAGCAUAUUAUUGACCCCACCACCACCAUUAUAUGCACAUCGCUACAUAUUGGGACAUGGGCAAGAGCGAGGUCAAAUUGUGACGCAAAUUACAAAUAAACAUUACCACGCUUUACCAAUUGUAUUCCAAGAAAAUAUACCAUGGUUUGUUCCAUCAUAUAUGCAUACACUUAAAUUAAUUGUACAACCGAGUAAUGGUGUGGAAUACCAAAUACAACCACGAGUUAUGCAUUACAUACCAGGCGUGCAAAGAGUACGCCCUUAUCAUUUAGAAUUGCUCUUCGAAAUUCCCGCAAUGAGUACAGUGCAAAUAUCAUUCGAUUUCGAUUACAUAUUCCUGAAAUGGCUGGAAUACCCACCCGAUGCAAAUCAUGGUCACUACCUAGGCUCCGCAAUAAUAACAACACAACUGCCAAUAGGUCGCAAUUACACUGCGAUUCCUAUUGAUAAACAUCUUUUUGUUGAUUCCUUCAAUGCAACACGUUCUUCGUAUUUCUUAGAAAUCCGUACGGAAUCAUUAAUUUUAUCACUGCCGACACCCGAUUUCAGUAUGCCCUACAACGUUAUUUGCUUAGCCUGCACCGUGGUAGCUUUAGCUUUUGGACCCAUACACAGCGUGGCGACUAAACGUAUUGUUAUCGAACAAAAGGAUGGACAACCACAAUCGCUGAAAGGCAAAGUAUUGCAAAAAUUGUUUAGACGAAAACAAAAUAAUGCCGGUAACAGCACCAAGGAGGUAGAGCAACAUGAGAAAUUGCUGUUUGGACAAGCGGCUGCUGAUAUCAGCAUACGAAAAAAUUGAGUGAAACGAUUUAUAAAUGCAUAUACAUAUGUGUGCUUAUAGUAUUAUAGCGGAAAACAUGGACUUUUUUUUUUUGAAUAUUAAUUUAUAUAAAAUAAAAUUUGAAAACGCUUGAUUCACCAAAAUAAUCAUUACAAUUGA
Molecule: messenger RNA, 2106 nt
Organism: Ceratitis capitata (Mediterranean fruit fly)
Lineage: Eukaryota; Metazoa; Arthropoda; Insecta; Diptera; Tephritidae
Gene: PIG-T
Product: GPI transamidase component PIG-T
Exons: 2
Coding region: 160-1965 (601 amino acids)
Biological process (GO): attachment of GPI anchor to protein
Cellular component (GO): GPI-anchor transamidase complex
Source: RefSeq, a predicted model, not a curated record